This is a messenger RNA of Carlito syrichta (Philippine tarsier), 1923 nucleotides long. RefSeq names its product telomeric repeat binding factor 1 (gene TERF1). Gene Ontology annotation, cellular component: nucleus; chromosome, telomeric region. The record is from RefSeq and is a predicted model, not a curated record. Gene Ontology annotation, biological process: telomere maintenance. The transcript is spliced from 10 exons. Lineage: Eukaryota; Metazoa; Chordata; Mammalia; Primates; Tarsiidae. Gene Ontology annotation, molecular function: protein homodimerization activity; telomeric repeat DNA binding. The coding region runs from base 1 to 1011 and encodes 336 amino acids.
AUGUUCACUAUUAUUCAUGGACUGCCCAGUCUUACAGCUUCUCAGUUGAGAACUAUAUACAUAUGUCAGUUUUUGACAAGAAUUGCAUCAGGAAAAUCCCUUGAUGCACAGUUUGAAAAUGAUGAACGAAUUACACCUUUGGAAUCAGCCCUAAUGAUUUGGGGUUCAAUUGAAAAAGAACAUGACAAACUUCAUGAAGAAAUACAGAAUUUAAUUAAAAUUCAGGCCAUAGCUGUUUGUAUGGAAAAUGGCAAUUUUAAAGAAGCAGAGGAAGUCUUUGAAAGAAUAUUUGGUGACCCCAAUUCUUACAUGCCUUUAAAAAGGAAAUUACUUACCAUAAUCUCUCAGAAAGAUACAUUCCAUUCCUUUUUUCAACACUUCAGUUACAAUCACAUGAUGGAGAAAGUUAAGACCUACGUGAAUUAUGUGCUAAGUGAAAAAUCAUCAACUUUUCUAAUGAAGGCAGCAGCAAAAGUAGUGGAAAGUAAAAGAGCAAGAACAAUAACUUCUCAAGAUAAAUCUAAUGGUAAUGAUACUGAAAUGGAAACUGAAGCUAAUUUGGAUACAGGAGAAAGUGUUAGUGACAAACAGUCUGCGGUAACUGAAUCCUCAGGGUGUACAGUAUCUUUAUUGAGGUCUCACAGGAAUCUCUUCUCAUUGAAGUUGAAACAUGGAAGCCAGCAACAAGACCUUAAUAACAAAGAGGAAAGAGUGGGAACUCUUCAAAGUGGAAGAAAGAAAAAAGAAAGCAGAAGAACCACUGAACGCAAAUCAGUCCAUGUUUUAAAGAGGCAACUAGUAAGUCCUGAAAAACAUCAAUCUAGGAAAAGACAGGCAUGGCUCUGGGAAGAAGACAAGAAUUUGAGAGCUGGUGUGAGGAAAUACGGAGAGGGAAGCUGGUCUAAAAUAUUAUUGCAUUAUAAAUUCAACAACCGGACAAGUGUCAUGUUAAAAGACAGAUGGAGGACUAUGAAGAAACUAAAACUGAUUUGCUCGGAUAGUGAAGACUGAAUGUGUUUGUAAAAGCUUGAUAAAAGGACAGUUAAAUAUUUUGAUCACCGUGUUUUGUUUUAAACUUGCUAGUUAUUGAUGCAUUUUAAAACUUUUGUUUAAAGCAUUACAGUAUUUUUCUGUGACAGUCAGUAUGAGGAUUUGUGCUAUGAGUAGAUUAUAUGCUAUCGUUAUUCUAUUGUUUAAGAGUCUUUUUAUUUUUAUAAAAAAUGAAUUUAAUUCUGCCACAUUCAAUAUCCACACCCUAAAUUCUGUUCUAAUAAAAAUUAAAACCAGAUAAAGACAAAAAGUAUUUAUGUUAACCUUUCCUGUAUUUGUAGGCUGACUUCAACACUAUAACACAUACAUACAUAAAAAUGAAUGUCCUAAAUCAUUGAAUAAUUGUCCUUUGAUAUGAGCUAAUGACUUGAUGUAUGGCCUUAAUACACUACUUAAUUACUUAAGAUGUUAAAGAAAAUAACUUGAAAAUAGUAAUACCCAUAGGAAAAAAAAUUCGUACUAUUAGCAAGAAUAAAUUUGUAUCUCAUUUAGAAAUAAUUUGUCUUUUGUUCCAGUGCUUAGACUUUGACAAAGAUGGUACUGAAUACAUCUUCUUUAUGCCAUAAAUAACAGAUUCUCUGAUACUUUCAUUUCAUAUAUCAGUAUUGUGCCUGAAUAGUAUUCUGUAAAGCUUAAAUUGGUAUUAACUGUGAUCCAAUGAUAGAUAAUAAACAAGGUCAUAGUACACUUUACUAGGUAAUUUUGAGUUUUCACCAACAUCUUAUUCUGCAGAUGAUUUCAUCCAAAACUAACAGAAUUAUUUAGUAUUUCCAGUUAAGUAUGUUUUGCAAAUGAGUGAAAAUAUUAAAAUUCCCAUUGUUCCUGAAUUUGUGUUAUCCUAUAUGUGUAGUAAAUAGAAAUGUGGAUAAUUAC